Messenger RNA from Lecanosticta acicola, 999 nucleotides. The record is from the annotation of a GenBank genome assembly. NCBI's taxonomy places the organism in Eukaryota, Fungi, Ascomycota, Dothideomycetes, Mycosphaerellales, Mycosphaerellaceae.
AUGGCAGCUUUCAGUUGCGCGUUGAAACAGAAUCCACCUACCAGCAGCUAUCGAAACAUGGGAAUCAAGCAUCAUCAGGCUUGUCUAAGGCAUCUUCAAUGCAGCCUUGGCGACCGAACACGAUCGCAACCUGAUGCCGUGCUCGGCGCCAUCAUUCUACUGAUCACGCUGGACUGCAUCACGGGCGACUCUUCCGCCUGGCGCACGCACGUUCGAGGCGGUCGCAAGUGGCUUCAGACGGCGCGAAGCAAACUCUGGAAGGGGACAGACAGCAUGUCAACGCUGUACCAGAUCUUCUCCGUUCUCGAAGCAAUCGGCGGAGCUGCCCAUGGGCUCGAAGACUUUGGUGGAGAUCUUGCUUCAGAUUAUACCUAUGACAGCAUCUUGGGCGUAUGUGGGACGACACUGCACCAGAACUAUAGACUGGACAGCUUGUACGGCCUCACGCAGCCCAUUCUCGAGGCUAUAAUCCAUAUCAACAAGCUCGACGCACGCCCGAUGACGGCUACAUCACAAGAGGUGGAGAACUUGCGCAUCAAGAUCCUACUCAACGAUCCGCGUGGUCUAUGUCUGGACGACGUUGUCGAUUCCACGGAGCGUGAGUUGGUGCGGCACCAUGCUUGCGUCUUCUACUUCGCCUGCCAGAUCCACUACGAGCGAACAAUCCACCGCGUCACGCCAGAAAGCACACAAGACCUGGUGACGCGCGCACUGGAGCACCUGGAGGCUAUCGCUGGCCUGGAGAUCCACCUCAACGUUGCAGGCCUGAUGUGGCCGGUCUUUGUGACUGCUUGCGAGGCAGAGUCCGACAGUAUACGGAAGCGUUUCCAUUGGUACUUUGGUAAGGGGCAGAAGCACGGGAUCCAAGGCAUCUCGGCUGGGCAGAAGGUUGUUCAGGAAGUCUGGAGGAGGAGAGACGCAUGUUCGGCGCCAGAUAAGGCUAGCAUUAGGUGGCAGCAGGUAAUGGUCGACUUGAGGCUUGAUCUUCUACUUACUUAA